GACUUUGAGGAUUAUGCAAUGAGAAUUUUACAUGACCUUCAUUCAGAAGCUCGGACUCUAAAGGGUGAUAUCAGUAUUCUUCUUGAUAAAGCAAGUUUGGAAAGUCAAGAAAGCAUUGGUUUCAUAAAGGCAACAAAAGUACUGAUGAAAAAAAACUCAGAGGAUAUCAUAAAAAUAAGAGAGUUUUUCCAGAAGUAUGGAUAUAAUCCAUGUGCCAAGAAAAAUCCAGUGGAUGAGCAAGAAGUUGUUGAUUCUAAACCAGAGUCCACUAAAGAUGAAAUGCUUCAAAAGCCUGAUGUGAAGAAUGGCAUGUCUGACCCUGCUGCUCUGAGCAGCUCUGCUUCUGAGAAGAUGCCAUGUAGUCCACAACUUUCAGACUUUGGGCUUGAGCGGUACUUGAUAUAUCAAGUUCCACCAAUCCCUCCACAGGCAAUAAACCAAAAGAAAGAGCCAGAAACAUUAACUCCAACUUCCAAACAAUCACUAGUUCAAGUAUUAAAAACUCCAAAAUGUGCACUGAAUAUGGAUGACUUUGAGUGUGUGACUCCUAAAUUAGAGCACUUCGGUAUCUCUGAAUACACGAUGUGUUUGAAUGAGGAUUACACAAUGGGACUUAAAAAUAGGAAGAACAAAAGUGCGGAAGCUGUAGAAACAGAACCAGAGUCCAGUAAUAGCGCCACCAUUGGCCUCACAAACCAGCAAUUGGAAAAAAAUGAUGCUGAAUAUACAAAGUCUCCCUUGGCACCUACAUUCUGUACUCCUGGUUUGAAAAUUCCUUCCACAAAGAACAGAACAGCUUUGCAAGGAUGUUAUUUUGAAGAGCAAAACAUGGAAACAAUGUUAAUGUCAAAUGGUAGAGGAGAAGAUAAUAAGGUAUUAUCAGAGUAUCCAUUAUCAAAAACAAAUAGUUCGUCAAAUGAUUUAGAAAUGGAAGAUUGUACAUCGUUAGUUUUGAAUUCAGACAAGUGCUUUGAGAAUUGUGCAGCUCCCUCUUCCCCUGUGAUUUCUUCUCACGAGAAUCUUCUCAGAACACCUACACCUCCAAAAGUAACUGCAAUUCCAGAAGACGUUCUCCAGGUUUUAUUAAAAUAUAACCCAAACCUAGCAGCUACUCCGGUAGCAGUUCGGGCAUGCCACCCAGCAGAGCAUCCGUUACCAGACGCACAGGCCCGCAUGUCUGAGAUGUCGGCAACAGCAACACUGGUGAAAGUCUUUCCAGCAUAUGGCUGCUGACCUCUCCGUUCCCCU
Molecule: messenger RNA, 1248 nt
Organism: Molossus molossus (Pallas's mastiff bat)
Lineage: Eukaryota; Metazoa; Chordata; Mammalia; Chiroptera; Molossidae
Gene: SKA3
Product: spindle and kinetochore associated complex subunit 3
Exons: 9
Coding region: 19-1233 (404 amino acids)
Biological process (GO): chromosome segregation; mitotic cell cycle
Cellular component (GO): outer kinetochore; spindle microtubule
Source: RefSeq, a predicted model, not a curated record